Messenger RNA from Ylistrum balloti, 2595 nucleotides. RefSeq names its product mucin-2-like. Lineage: Eukaryota; Metazoa; Mollusca; Bivalvia; Pectinida; Pectinidae. The transcript is spliced from 5 exons. The record is from RefSeq and is a predicted model, not a curated record. Bases 1 to 2595 code for a protein of 864 amino acids.
AUGAAUCAACCAUCUACGACCACGAAUCAACCAUCUACGACCACAACAUCAACAGCACCUACGACCACGAAUCAACCAUCUACGACCACGAAUCAACCAUCUACGACCACAACAUCAAAAGCACCUACAACCACGAAUCAACCAUCUACGACCACGAAUCAACCAUCUACGACCACGAAUCAACCAUCUACGACCACAACAUCAACAACACCUACGACCACGAAUCAACCAUCUACGACCACAACAUCAACAGCACCUACAACCGCGAAUCAACCAUCUACGACCACAACAUCAACAGCACCUACGACCACGAAUCAACCAUCUACGACCACGAAUCAACCAUCUACGACCACGAAUCAACCAUCUACAACCACAACAUCAACAACACCUACGACCACGAAUCAACCAUCUACGACCACAACAUCAACAACACCUACGACCACGAAUCAACCUUCUACAACCACAACAUCAACAGCACCUAUAACCACGAAUCAACCAUCUACGACCACGAAUCAACCAUCUACAACCACGAAUCAACCAUCUACGACCACAACAUCAACAGCACCUACGACCACGAAUCAACCAUCUACGACCACGAAUCAACCAUCUACGACCACAACAUCAACAGCACCUACGACCACGAAUCAACCAUCUACGACCACGAAUCAACCAUCUACAACCACAACAUCAACAACACCUACGACCACGAAUCAACCAUCUACGACCACAACAACAACAGCACCUACGACCACGAAUCAACCAUCUACGACCACGAAUCAACCAUCUACGACCACGAAUCAACCAUUUACGACCACGAAUCAACCAUCUACGACCACAAUAUCAACAGCACCUACGACCACGAAUCAACCACCUACGAACACGAAUCAACCACCUACGACCACGAAUCAACCAUCUACAACCAUGAAUCAACCAUCUACGACCACGAAUCAACCAUCUACGACCACAACAUCAACAGCACCUACGACCACGAAUCAACCAUCUACGACCACGAAUCAACCAUCUACGACCACAACAUCAAAAAAUCAACCAUCUACAACCACAACAUCAACAACACCUACGACCACGAAUCAACCAUCUACGACCACAACAACAACAGCACCUACGACCACGAAUCAACCAUCUACGACCACGACAUCAAAAGCACCUACAACCACGAAUCAACCAUCUACGACCACGAAUCAACCAUCUACAACCACAACAUCAACAACACCUACGACCACGAAUCAACCAUCUACAACCACAACAUCAACAACACCUACGACCACGAAUCAACCAUCUACGACCACGAAUCAACCAUCUACGACCACAAAAUCAACAGCAACUAUUACUACCACAAUGAAACCAAUCACCGUGACAAAACAUUCUACGUCUGUUGCUGAGAUAGGUAAUGAAGUAGAGACAGGUAAUAGAGUAGAGACAGAUAAUGGAGUAGAGACAGGUAAUGGAGUAGAGAUAGAUAAUGGAGCAGAGACAGGUAAUGGAGUAGAAACAGGUAAUGAAGUAGAGACGGAUAAUGGUAUAGAGACAGAUAAUGUAGUAGAGACAGAUACUGGUGUAGAGACAGAUAAUGGUGUAGAGACAGGUAAUGGUGUAGAGACAGAUAAUGGUGUAGAGACAGGUAAUGGAGUAGAGACAGAUACUGGUGUAGAGACUGAUAAUGGAGUAGAGACAGAUACUGGUGUAGAGACAGAUAAUAUUGUAGAGACAGAUAAUGGUGUAGAGACAGACAAUGGAGUAGAGACAGAUACUGUUGUAGAGACAGAUAAUGGUGUAGAGACAGAUAAUAGUGUAGAGGCAGAAAAUGGUGUAGAGACAGAUAAUGGAGUAGUGACAGGUAAUGGAGUAGUGACAGAUAAUGGUGUAGAGACAGAUAAUGGAGUAGAGACAGAUACUGGUGUAGAGACAGAUAAUAUUGUAGAGACAGAUAAUGGUGUAGAGACAGACAAUGGAGUAGAGACAGAUACUGUUGUAGAGACAGAUACUGGAGUAGAGACAGAUAAUGGUGUAGAGACAGAUAAUGGAGUAGAGACAGAUAAUGGUGUAGAAACAGAUAAUGGAGUAGUGACAGAUAAUGGUGUAGAGACAGAGACAGAUACUGAUGUAGUGGCAGAUAAUGGAGUAGAGACAGAUAAUGGUGUAGAGACAGACAAUGGAGUAGAGACAGAUACUGGUGUAGAGGCAGAUAAUGUAGUAGAGGCAGAUAAUGGUGUAGAGGCAGAUAAUGGAGUAGAGACAGCUACUGGUGUAGAGACAGAUAAUGGAGUAGAGACAGAUAAUGGUGUAGAGACAGGUAAUGGUGUAGAGACAGAUAAUGGAGUAGAGGCAGAUAAUGGUGUAGAGGCAGAUAAUGGAAUAGAGACAGCUACUGGUGUAGAGACAGAUAAUGGAGUAGAGACAGGUAAUGGUGUAGAGACAGACAAUGGUGUAGAGAGAGAUAAUGGAGUAGUGACAGAUAAUGGUGUAGAGACAGAUAAUGGUGUAGAGGCAGAUAAUGGAGUAGAGACAUAUAAUGGUGUAGAGACAGAUAAUGGAGUAGUGACAUAUAAUGGUGUAGAGACAGAUACUGGUGUAUAG